UAGGGCAGGGCUAGAACAUUUGAUGGCCCGCGCUCGAUACAGGGGAUUGCGGCCGAUCUUGUCUUCGAUUCGCGCUCCUAGGGCCAAGGCACCGCUAUUGAUCCACAGCCGGAGCGGCCACAGCGGCGGCGGCAAGCCCUGGCAGGAGAGCGUCUAUGUCGACAGGGAUCCCAGUCCCGUUCGCAGGCUUGAGCAUGUUCUUCGCGAGCACAAGAUUUGCAAGGCGGCGCCCAGUUGGCUGCCAUUCGUCCCCGGGAGCUGCUACUGGGUACCUUCCAAGGAUCUGGCGCUUUUACCCGGCGACGCAUACGGCUUCGUGAAGAGUUUGGGGGCAAGCGAAGCUUGCGAUAUGGUCAAGCGGCUGCGCUUGAAUGAUUCUCCUCGGCUUCCAGCGGAAAAAGUGGUCAUUGUUGUAGAGCCUGUGGAUCCUGAUGAUCAAUCCGGAGACGCUUAAUGUACAGGGUGUGGUCACAUUUUAUUUGUCAGCUGGUAAUCCACAGCGUUUCUAUCACUGGAUGGUAAGAAACGCAAAUUAAUGCCCGCGAUCCCACGCAAUUUUCCUUGAGCUUGAGAUCAUACAAGAGGUUUAAUAGACACUCCUGUUCUAGAAACCAGCAUCCAUCGUCAUGAAGAAGGUUUUGGGAUUUGACA
Messenger RNA from Selaginella moellendorffii, 651 nucleotides. RefSeq lists its product as uncharacterized. The transcript has 2 exons. The coding region runs from base 23 to 454 and encodes 143 amino acids. Lineage: Eukaryota; Viridiplantae; Streptophyta; Lycopodiopsida; Selaginellales; Selaginellaceae. The record is from RefSeq and is a predicted model, not a curated record.